Diorhabda sublineata is the source of this 8004-nucleotide messenger RNA. It is a transcript of the gene Dl, whose product is annotated as embryonic polarity protein dorsal-like. Lineage: Eukaryota; Metazoa; Arthropoda; Insecta; Coleoptera; Chrysomelidae. The record is from RefSeq and is a predicted model, not a curated record. Bases 430 to 2841 code for a protein of 803 amino acids. Gene Ontology annotation, cellular component: cytoplasm. Gene Ontology annotation, biological process: regulation of DNA-templated transcription; innate immune response; non-canonical NF-kappaB signal transduction. The transcript has 8 exons. Gene Ontology annotation, molecular function: DNA-binding transcription factor activity; DNA binding.
AAACUAAAUAACGAAGUAAAAGCGAGUAGUCGCAGUGAAACAGGGAUCGGACGAACACGAUAUUCAGGUUGUUUUCAACGUGAGCUCCUUUCAGUUUCGCACGUGAUCGUGGCAUCCAAUCAACAGAUUCAAACUCGCGGUUUCUCGGAAUCGUUGUUUGGUCAUCGUUUCUUAAAAUAAUCCUGUGGAACGGCUUGGUUAGUCGGUUUAUUUCAUUUUAGCUUCGUCGAAGUUCGAACGUUGUGUUAUCAAAUUACAAGGAAUAUUUUUAGUGAAAGUUUUAAAUAAGUGACUAUUUUCAUGAUUUGUUUUUAAUAAUCGUCGGUUAAUUUUGUGACGAGUGUUGUUAGAUGACCUUGAUUAUUGUUUGGAAUUUGUUAUGUUAUAUGUUAAGGAUCAUCAAGAACUUCCACUAGAAAUAUAAAUAUCAUGGAUUACCACGAUUUAGAUACUGAAACACAGGAAGAUGGAGAGCUAACCGAGGAAAGUAUCGAAUUAAGUGAUGUCAUUGAGGUUAUUGAGACUGAUCCAGAUUUUCAAGAAUAUAAAGAACCAAUCCAGUCUUCCGCAAUGUUUAAUGGAGGAGGGGAAAUACCUAUACCACAACAACCCACAGCAAACCAAGCUAGUCAGUAUUCAUCAUUGUCGGCGAAAAAACAAGCUCGUAUAAGGAUAGUAGAACAACCCGCAUCGAAAGCGCUAAGAUUUCGAUAUGAAUGUGAGGGUAGAUCGGCGGGCUCCAUACCAGGAGCUAGAAGCACCCCAGAAAAUAAAAGUUACCCUACGAUUAGGGUAGAAGGUUAUAAAGGCAGGGCUGUAGUAGUAGUAUCUUGUGUAACACGUGAUCAACCAUACAGGCCACAUCCGCAUAAUUUAGUCGGUAGAGAAGGUUGUAAGAGGGGCGUGUGUACAUUAGAAAUCCCGACUGAUACAAUGACAGUUCAUUUCUCGAAUUUGGGCAUUCAGUGUGUUAAGAAAAAAGACAUUGAACAUGCCUUAAGGGUACGUGAGGAAAUCAGGGUCGAUCCCUUUCGAACCGGUUUCAGUCACAGAAAUCAACCCACCUCUAUAGACUUAAAUGUCGUUAGGCUGUGUUUUCAAGUUUUUUUAGAAGGUGAUACUCCAGGAAAAUUUUCAGUAACCGUACCUCCCGUAGUCAGCGAUCCUAUCUACGAUAAGAAAGCGAUGUCAGAUUUAACUAUAGUUAAAUUAUCAGAUUGUAGCAGUUACGUAGAUGGCGGAAGGAAAGAUAUCGUCCUUUUAUGUGAAAAGGUAUUAAAAGAAGACAUUCAAGUGAGAUUCUUCGAAGAAAAUGGUGAUUGGGAAGCAUUUGCCGAAUUCCAACCGUCCCAAGUACACAAGCAACACGCGAUUUGGUUUAGAACUCCGAAGUAUAAAACAACAGACGUAACCGAUGUCGUCAAGGUUUUCAUCCAACUUAGGAGGCCCUCUGACGGCGCUACUAGUGAUGCAUUACCAUUUGAACUACACCCAAUAGAUUCAGGUAGGCCUCCGUAUUGGUCGUUCCGAAGAACACUAGCUAAAAAAGGAAAUUAUAAUCUUUUCGAUUCCAUAUUAGCGAACGAUGCGAAAUUAAUGACAAAGCGGCAGUUGAGUUUAACGAAUGACGUUGGUUGGAAGGAAACAAUUCUACCUAAGGAAACAGUUUUACCUGCAACCAAUCUACCGAAUAUUGAUGAUGAAGUAAUAUUAUUAGAUAAAUCUUUGGAUCAAAACGCUAAUGAUGUUGGAGUUAUUCAAAUCGUCAGCGAAGUUCCUAUUGACUGGAACACAGCUACAGAAACCAAUAAUAACCAAAUAAUUCCAGAAAAUAUGGAUUAUUCCGAAUUGAAAUUGGAUAAAAAUGACAGUAUUUUGACAAAUGUUCCUGAUAAAGUCGAAGAGAAAUCAUUCAAUGAACUCAUCAACCAAGUAGCGGAAUUAGACGAAAUUUAUUCAGAUACAAAAAAUCGUCUACUCACUCAACCUUUAACAGAAUAUGAUAAAACCGAUUUACCUUACAAUGACUCUUUCGAUGACGCUAAAACGUAUUCUAGUCUACAAUUAGCUUUCAAAAAUCCCGUAGAUAUUGUUUCAAGACCUUCUUAUCCCCCGAAACCGACUAAUAACUCCACGAUAUCGAAUAAACGAGAAAAUGAUUCUGAAAAAUUGCCUCCACUUCCACCGAAACGUACUAAAAAACUAGAAACGUUCAUCGGCAGCACAAACAGUUUACAAAAAAAUAAUAAACCCGAUUUACAUACAUCAAACUCUAGUAUACGAACAGUGAGCAGAACUAACUCAUUUAAUUUACAAAGACCUAAAUCACAGCAGGAACUGUCGCCACCGGAAAAACAUUUACCUCCAACUCCGAAUUAUUCGACUUUACCUAAUCCUAAAAAACGAGGAUUCUUUUCAAAAUUAUUCCGUAAAGGAAAAUCUAAAUCUGCGAAUCCUUCUCGCGAACCCAGCGUCUCUCCUUCGACAAAAACCAUUACCAGCACAAAAUCUCUACAGGUUCAAAAUGUUUUAGCCAAAAGUUCCGGUAACAUAUCGACUCACUCUUCUAACAGUAUUCGUAUACCACUGAAAGAUAGCCCUCCUAAUAGCAAUGAAAAUUUAACAAAUAACGAUGUUAAAGACACUGUUAACAUAUCCUCGGAUGAUAUUGAAAUGAAUUUGGAUUUGACAGAAGCUGAGCAUUAUGCUUUAUAUACUGCCAUAGCUCCUCAUGCUACACAGAGUGAAUUUGAUGAGAUGUCUUGUUACUACGCUCCGGUGGAAGGGGGAAAGUUAUUAACCAACGCCGAGGUGUUAGCCAGAUUGGCCUCGAAAACAUGAACGUUCAAGAAGUUAACGUAUUCUUAAUUUAUGAUUAUGAGUUUGAUUAUUAAGUAUAUAUUUUAUCAUAUUAUGUGAAAUAUCUACAUAUCCUGAAUAUAUUAUGUUCAUACAAGGAAUAAAAUCAUAAAAUAUGAAAUAAAUACACAUUACAAUUGGCAUUUAAUUAUAUUUCAAUGUAUGACAAUUUUAGAUGAAUUUGACCAAUUCUAUGUUUUUUUUCAAUAUGAUUUUCUUGAUUUUUUAUCUAAAUCAAUUGAUAAAUUGGUUUUUAUAUAAAUACUCUUGAAUUUUCUAAAAUAUUACUUAACAUUUUCAACCCUGAUUAAACAAAAUGAAAUAAAAUGUAUAAUAACAAAAUGGUUCCUUGACCAAAGUGAAAAUUAUUUUCAGAUUUUUAGGUCCACUUCGUAUUUGGAAAUAUAAAACUAAAAAAUCAAAAUUUCUUAAAUUCUGUCCCAUUAAGUGACACUUUAUAAACGAUAAUUGAAUUAUCAAAAAAUUCUGUGUAUUUUUCAUUUCAGAAGGUUCAGUCUUUUCAAAAAAAAACAUUGGGGGAGUGGGAAAAGAAAAAAAUGCUUGUGAGUACUUUUAAAAGAGUCGUUUUAAGAGUUGAAAAUUACACAGUAAAAAUUGAAAAUCAAACUCCCGUCUUUCUCCCAGUUUUUCCAGGCUGCUACUCGCAUUUUCCCGGUUGAAAUUUCGUGAAUUUACUACACUUUUAUGAUGAUAAAUAGUUAUUUUAGAAAAUACAAGUAUAAUAAAACAACCAAGUUAUUUUUUCAAUUUAACAAAUUCUUGUUUCACUGCUGCAAGCAAGUCUGCAUGUUUUUAAUUUUUUUCAGUUUCUCUUUCUGUUUUUCUAGUUUUAUUUUUGCAAUAUUAAGCAAAAAAUUGGAUUUUUUGUCUUUUUGUGCUGUGCCAUAUCUUGCUUAGACAUCCUCAUAGAGAGCAUAUAAAUUUUGAAAUAUCCACAUUUUUUAGUCUACCAAUUUUUUUAAGAGAAUCAGUACACUCCACGUGUCAACACGUGGAGGUGACUGAUUAUUGAGCUCCUCCACGUUCCAGCAGUACCACCCAACCUAUGUCGAAACCUAUGGCAUCUCAGAACCUUCAAAAUUUACUGUUAGCUGUUGGAAUUUAUAUUUUCUUCUAGUUUCAAAAGUUGGCAUUAAAGUUUUUUGACUUCAGCUUUGCUUUUAUAAAGCUAUUCACUUCCCUAGGCCCACUUACCGACGAAGAAGCCCACAAGCUUAAUGCUUUGUUUCAUUGCCUGUGUAUGACAAGGAAAUUUAGGAAUCUCCAACUUUCUUUUUUACUUGUAUUGCUUCAUGAAGAUCUGCUCCUGUAAUAAGCCGAAAAGCUGGAAGAACCAGAUACUAUUAAGUUGGAAGUUCUGGAACCGUUGGUGAUAUUCAUGUGAAAUACACUGUUUACACUACCUCUGUUUACACUCACAAUUUCAUUGUCUGGCGAUAACUGUUGUUCACUUCAGUCUCUGAAGACGAUAACUUGGUUAUCAAAACGCGACUCUGGCAGUGUAGUGGUGGUAUAAACAAUGUAUUCAGUAUAAAACUGGCCAGUGUUAAUUUUCAAUAGAAUUUCGAAAUUGUUCCAUUGGAUUUCCAUUUACCAGAUUGUAGUGAAAAUUUUUGAAUCAUGAUUUGUUUUUGGCUCACGUUCGCUUAUGAAUGUUUAAGCACAAACAACCAAGCACACUAUCAAACACGAUGGAAUAACGUUAUGUUAUGUAUAAAAAAUUCAAGAGAUAUAUGAGGUCAGAAAUUAUUUGAAAUAUACAUUCCCAGAUCACCAGAUUUAUCGACAAAUGAUUUCUUUUUUCAUUUAGUUUGUUUUAAACAAAAUAAUCAUCGAAGGGCUUUGAAAGAGUUACGAAUUAACUUCGCGACAUCUGCUUAGGGUUCAGUUACCAUUCAACCCUCGGCCUUGGAUUAAAAAUAUGUUCAAACCCCAAACAUUUAAAUGAGUCAAUUAAAAUGAACAUUUCUAAAUAAAAACGGUAAAAGAAAUAUCGACAAAGUUUACUACCUAAACUAUAUUUUAAUGUUCAAGUUGAAAUUUCUUGAACCGUUGGUGAUAUUCAUACUGAACAUACUGUUUACACUACUACCACUACACACUACAUAACUUGGUUAUCGAAACGCGCAUCACUCAGUAUAAUUGUGAGUGUUGGUGUAGUGGUAGUGUAAACAGUGUGUUCAGUAGAAGUAGUUUGGCCUGGGCAAAACUAGUUUGUACUGAAAUCGGGUUUGCCUGUUAAUAUACAUAACGAUUUACCAAAUAUUUUGAUAAAAACCAAAAUAAUGCAAAUAUUUAUAUAAAAAAAUAAUUCAUUGAUUUAGACCUAAAAUCAAUAAAAAUUUUUAUUUAUGAGUGAACUAAAUUCAAAUUUGUUUAUUCACUGUUAAUAAUCAAACUUUUAUAUCACUUUAUUUAUUAUGUUGUUUCAGUAUCUUAUUUAUUAUUUGAUAUUUUUAGAACCAGGAGCUUUAAAACAUAAGCGGCAAAAAAUUAAGAUUUUCGAUCAAACGAUGAAUCCAACAGUAACUGUAAAAGAUCGUAAGUUUAAAUUUUUCAAAUCAUAUUUUUGGUGGUGGGAUAUACAUUUUUUAACACAUGUACAGAUUUUUGAUAAUAUAUACAAAUAUUUGUCUGUACUACAAUUUUAUAUCCCUCUUUGUACAGUUUUGAUACAAAAAAACGGAUAUUUUGAAAAAUUUUGAUCAAAAUAAAAAUUUUAUACAUGAUAUUGAACUUGUAGUUAUGUUUAGUUGAUCUUUACAAGCUAUUUAUGUUAAUUAUAUACUUUUUCCGUUAAGAGUUUAUUUUUGAUUGAUCAUUAAAGUAACAGGAAACGAAAAUGAUAUGAUCUUAAUUAUUUUUAUAGGAAUCAAUUGUUUUUUUUUUCCGAAAUUCCUCAACAAUUAGUCAGUUGUUCCAAAUCGUUAUAAUAAAACUUAUUUUAAUUAUUUUAUACCCACUUUGUCUCUACCGUUCAUAGUUAUGUAUUUAACACGUUGAGCUCCACAGUCCAGAGCGCUCCUAUGGACGUUACGACGUAUUUUAUUCCAAACCUUCUCCAUGGCUGGUAUUUAAAUGUGAUAACAGUUUGCUUGGAUCGUCCUGGGUACUUCCAACAUUACCCUAUUCUUGGCCCUUGACCCUGAUUUUUUUUGUAUGAUCUUCAACUCUUCAAUUUGUUAUUACGAAUAAUAUUUGACUGAAAUUUGUCAUUUGUGUCACCUUCACGUGACCUUGAUCUCUCAUAUAAUAUUUCUUAAAACACAUCGCACAUUUGUGUGCACUUUACAUAAAAGCAUAAGUCAUCGUUCGAAGUAUAAAAAAAGCAAACAAAAUUUUGUUUUUCCAAACUGCAAGUAGGAUGUACCUCCAAAGAAAUAUAAUGAAAAGAUGGGAAGUUUUAGCAGUAACCUUUUUAUUUCCAAAGAAUUUUCGUUAGAUCCACACCCCGUAAAAACACAAAAAAGAAUUUUAGGCCCAGGGGAAGGUUUUAACAAGUUUGGUUGGAGCUCAAUGGGCUGUUAAUUAUUUUAAUUUCUGUUAAACAUCGUAUUCCUUAUUAUGAAUUGGUUGCCAGUAGUAAAAAUAUAUUAUCAUUACGUUUUUAUCUACAAAUGUAAACUUAUAUUAAUUUAAAAAUAAACUCCUAAUGGACGACACCAAUUAGUGUAAUUGUUAAAUAAUCUGAUUGCUUUCCGAUUUAGAAAAUUCAACAAUUUUAGAAUGUGGGCCAAUGACUUCAAUUCACAUAAACAAAAAAUAGUUUCACGUUAACAUGAAAAACAUUCUUUGACACUAAUAGCCAUUCCAACAAUAUCAUCUACUUUCCAGAGUAAUUUAUCGCUCCCAAGUUUUUCUUAUUUAAGCAUAUAUGUAAUAAUCUUAUAUGGACAGUUGGUAUAGGAAAGAAAAAACGUCCCUACGUUACGGUGCCGACAAUAUUUAUUUUCUCUCUCGUUCGCGACCCUUUAUCUAUACCGCGCAUGCUUGAGAAUGCGCAGAACCUAGCUGAAACCUCGGAGGAUAGAGAAAUCGUUGUCAUUCUGUCUUCCUUAGUCGGAACAGCUUCCACUUAUAAAAACUGUCCAUAUUAGGCGGCCCUAGACAAUCAAUUUUAUUGCGCAAUAUUACGAAUUGUGCAAUAUUAUUGACCGUUUAGGGUUAAUAUUGAAUAUUGCACAAUGAUUGAACAAAAGAUUGAGUGAGCUUAAUUUUAAUUGCACCAUAUUUUACCAUUGCAUUGUGUAGAGUCAGUAUUGCGCAAGGAAUACACACGCGAGCGUGCAUAAUGGCGGAAAAAGAGAAUGAAAAAAAUGUUAUUGUAAUCCUGAUUGUCUUUAGAUCAGGAAGGUAAUCACUAGUUCUUGUUAUGGAAUUUUCAAAUGGGAAAAAGAUUCCCUAUAAUCUGCCAAAUUUUAUUUUUCUACCCGACUGACACACUUGAGCACCUACAAAUUCUAUUUUCUUUUCACUCAGUGAAGUGAGGUUAUGUUUUUGACGAUCAGCGCGUAAAAAGUAGAAAGUUGGUUACGACUUCAAGAGCGCGUACUAACGCGAUCAUUGUGGGCGUUAUCACACUUUUUCAACAAGUUUUUUUAUUCUUGUGUAUAUUAUAUAAUAUUUUUUAAUAAUUUGAUAAGAGCAUCUUGUGCAAUAUCUACAUACUUUCCAGUUGUUAAUUAAAAAAGUUUUGGCCAACAUUUUACUAUGCACCUUAGUAAUAAUUAAUAAAUAAAAACAUUUUUUGUAGUGUUUGAAACAUUACUUGGAAUGGUGCUAUUGUCGUGGUACCAUAACAAAUACUUGUUAAAAUAUACUUUUGUUACAUUUUGUGAUUGUUAGAAUAACUUUGUUUAUUUAUCUGUUUUUGUAAAUGAUAUAAUUAUAAAAGUUUGUUUCCUUAUAGGUAGUUUAAACAGAUGAUUGUUUUUAAAUUUAAUUGCUAUUCUAGUAAUUCUUUUGAGAAGGUUGUCUAUUUAAAAAAUAUAUAAAUGUGUGUUGAAUCUGGAGAGUUUUCUAAUUAGAUCGUUAGGUUUUGUGAAGCUUUAUACAUUUGUAUUUGCUUUUAUAAUAUUAAAUAAAAAUAUACGUAUUUUAUAUCCACUUGUGUAUUCAUUAAAC